This is a messenger RNA of Aspergillus japonicus CBS 114.51, 351 nucleotides long. RefSeq lists its product as uncharacterized. The coding region runs from base 1 to 351 and encodes 116 amino acids. Lineage: Eukaryota; Fungi; Ascomycota; Eurotiomycetes; Eurotiales; Aspergillaceae. The transcript has 2 exons. The record is from RefSeq and is a predicted model, not a curated record.
AUGCUCAUCUUCUCCGGCAAGUUCAGCUACGCCCCCUACGCCACCAACGAACUGUUCUCGGUCGUCUUCCGCGACAACGUCCAGACCGGGGACCGUGUGGCCGUUAUCCUUCAGUGGUCCAAGGAUGCAGGCGGGCAGGUGAAGUCCAACUCGAACCACCAUGGCACGGUCAGCAAGGUGUCUACCAAUGGGUCCGGGGAGAAGGAGAUCGAGUUCUUCCAGAAGGAGAAGGACAGCACCUACUAUUGGUAUAAGGGAAGAGUGUCGGGCGAGACGAUGACUUUGAGUAUGUGGAAUAAAGGCGGGGAGGAGGUUACCAAGGAUAUCAAGCUGCAGCUUGUGUUCUUCUGA